This is a messenger RNA of Raphanus sativus (radish), 516 nucleotides long. RefSeq lists its product as uncharacterized. NCBI's taxonomy places the organism in Eukaryota, Viridiplantae, Streptophyta, Magnoliopsida, Brassicales, Brassicaceae. The transcript has a single exon. Gene Ontology annotation, molecular function: RNA-DNA hybrid ribonuclease activity; nucleic acid binding. Bases 1 to 516 code for a protein of 171 amino acids. The record is from RefSeq and is a predicted model, not a curated record.
AUGGCUCUCGAAUGGGAACAAGCCCAAGAGAAGAAGCAGGACCAUACACCUCCCCAAGUACCGAUUAGGACCCCUCCGACACCGAUAACAAGGCCACCAUCGGAGAUCUCCUGCUUUGUCGAUGCCGCUUGGGAUGCAAGAUCAAAGAGAUCGGGUGUUGCAUGGCGAAUCUCCAGGAAUCAACCGCACCUCCGCCUCUCAGGAACUCAAAUCUUUGAAGCCGUCUCAUCUCCUCUAGUCGCCGAAUCGCUUGCGCUUCUAACCGGAAUCAAACAGACGCUCCAAAUGGGAUUUCAAUCAGCCGCCUUCUACUCGGACUGCCAAACGCUCACUAGAGCAAUCAACUGCAAAAACCAGAUCAUAGAGAUCUUUGGUGUUCUUCACGACAUCGAUCACUUCUCUUCUCGUUUUUCUUCUAUCUCCUUCCAGUUUGUCUCCCGUUCUCAGAACGGAGAAACUGAUGCUUUAGCCAAGCGGGCCCUUAAGGUCCACGUUUCUUCUUUGCCUUCUUUGUAA